Molecule: messenger RNA, 2419 nt
Organism: Microcebus murinus (gray mouse lemur)
Lineage: Eukaryota; Metazoa; Chordata; Mammalia; Primates; Cheirogaleidae
Gene: GPR108
Product: G protein-coupled receptor 108
Biological process (GO): transport
Cellular component (GO): Golgi apparatus; membrane
Source: RefSeq, a predicted model, not a curated record
CCCUUAAAGGACCCCCCCAUCUUCCCGCCCUCCUCCCCUGCCCCAGAUGGUUCUCCCUUUCCCCUCUCUCCUCAUCCAUUCCUUAAAGGGCCAGGACACUAAAAACCCCAGACCAAAGAAGUCCUUCCCCCACCCCGUCGCAGGGAGAAACUGAGGUCACCUGGCUCUUGCGGGCCGGCCCGGCUCCAGGCGUCUACGUCCGUCCCACUAAUGGUCUGGUCCCUCCGGCCACAGGGCGGAUGGAAGGACUUCGAUUUUGCCCAGGACGCGCCUCCGCCAAGGCCGGGUCCAUUAGCUCAGGCACCGCAUCCUGCCCUCCCUCCCCCAGAAUCUCCGCUGGGAAACUGAGGACGGGCCGUCCUUGGGGCGCCCGGCCCAGGCCUUUCCCCGGCUGCCAUCCAGUUCGUGCUUGCACCUGCCGGUUUUCCAGUCUCACCCACGAAGGGCGACAGCGGGACACUGCCGUGCGGCGAUUGGCUCGUCAGUAGGCGGGCUUGGGGGCGUCAGAGGCGGAGUCGGGGAAGGCGGUGGCUCCAGAGAUGGCAGUGAGCGAGAGGAGGGGGCUCGGCCGCGGGAGUCCCGCGGAGUGGGGGCCGCGGCUACUUCUGCUGCUGCUGCUGGGCGGCUGCUCUGGGCGCAUCCACCGGCUGGUGCUGACGGGGGAGAAGCGAGCAGACAUUCCGCUCAACAGCUUCGGCUUCUACACGAAUGGCUCCCUGGAGGUGGAGCUGAGCCUCCUGCGGCUGGGCCUCCAGGAGAAAGAAGAGAAGUCCCUGCUGAUGGGGUUCAGCCUGAGCCGGGUCCAGUCUGGCAGCUCACGAUCCUACUCAACCCGGGAUUUUCGCGACUGCCCUUUCCAGAAAAACAGUAGCAACUUCCUGGUCCUCUUCCUCAUCAACACCAAGGAUCAGCAGGUCCAGGUGCGGCAGUAUGGGGAGCAGAAGAAGUUACUCAUCUCUCCCGGGCUCCUGCCCGACCUGCCCUCUGAACCAGGGCUCCCGAAGCCCGGGCCCACGGCCACCCCCAAGGUGGACAGCGGGGCCAUCGCGGUCAACAAGGCCAAGCCACAGCCUGCCGUGUCUCAGGGCCCCGGCAGGAAGGGCAAGGAGCUGGUGUUGGGUCUGGGCCACCUCAACAACUCCUACAACUUCAGCUUCCACGUGGUGAUCGGCUCUAGGGCGGAGGAGGGCCAGUACAACCUCAACUUCCACAACUGCAACAACUCGGUUCCGGGCAAGGAGCAUCCGUUCGACAUCACGGUGAUGAUCCGGGAGAAGAACCCCGAGGGCUUCCUGUCGGCCGCAGAGAUUCCCCUUUUCAAGCUCUACAUGGUCAUGUCCGCCUGCUUCCUGGCCGCCGGCAUCUUCUGGGUGUCGGUCCUCUGCAGGAACACGUACAACGUGUUCAAGAUCCACUGGCUCAUGGCGGCCUUGGCCUUCACCAAGAGCAUCUCCCUGCUCUUCCACAGCAUCAACUACUACUUCAUCAACAGCCAGGGCCACCCCAUCGAGGGCCUGGCGGUCAUGCACUACAUCACGCACCUGCUGAAGGGCGCCCUCCUCUUCAUCACCAUCGCUUUGAUCGGCUCCGGCUGGGCCUUCGUCAAGUAUGUCCUGUCCGAUAAGGAGAAGAAGAUUUUUGGGAUCGUCAUCCCCCUGCAGGUGCUGGCCAACGUGGCCUACAUCGUCAUCGAGUCCCGCGAGGAGGGCGCCAGCGACUACGGGCUCUGGAAGGAGAUCCUGUUCCUGGUGGACCUCAUCUGCUGUGGCGCCAUCCUCUUCCCCGUGGUCUGGUCCAUCCGGCAUCUCCAGGAGGCGUCUGGCACAGACGGGAAGGUGGCCGUGAACCUGGCCAAGCUGAAGCUGUUCCGGCAUUACUACGUCAUGGUCAUCUGUUACGUCUACUUCACUCGCAUCAUCGCCAUCCUGCUGCGCGUGGCCGUGCCCUUCCAGUGGCAGUGGCUGUACCAGCUCUUGGUGGAGGGCUCCACGCUCGCCUUCUUCGUGCUCACGGGCUACAAGUUCCAGCCCGCGGGGGACAACCCGUACUUGCAGCUGCCGCAGGAGGAUGAGGAGGAUGUCCAGAUGGAGCAAGUAAUGACCGACUCUGGGUUCCGGGAAGGCCUGUCCAAAGUCAACAAGACAGCCAGCGCGCGGGAACUGUUGUGAUCAUCUGCACAUCUGGGACCAGAUGGUCCCCCUCCCCCACGCCGCCGCUUCGCACCCCUGCCUCUCCCCUAAAGUGUGUGUCGGGAGGGGCAGGGGACCUGUGCAGGGGAGGCGCCCGGCUCCCUGGGACCCGGGUUCGGAAGAAGACAGACCGGCCCUUCUUCCCCUCCUGAGCAUCGGGCAGCUGUGUCUUCAUCCGGUACCACCCCGCACCUCCAGCUGUACAAUAAUGACAAUCUGUUUUGCUACCA